Messenger RNA from Sesamum indicum (sesame), 1237 nucleotides. It is a transcript of the gene IAA7, whose product is annotated as indole-3-acetic acid 7. The record is from RefSeq and is a predicted model, not a curated record. Lineage: Eukaryota; Viridiplantae; Streptophyta; Magnoliopsida; Lamiales; Pedaliaceae. Gene Ontology annotation, cellular component: nucleus. Gene Ontology annotation, biological process: regulation of DNA-templated transcription.
AUCAUAUUAUUACUAUUACACACACACACACACACACACACACUUCUCUCUCUACCUACCAUCUAUAAUCAAGAGGAAGAAGAAGGCAAAAUCCAUCAAAAAUCAACGGUCGAAACAGCGGCGGCGUCUGUAUGGAAGUUGGCCGGAACAUGGCAGGCAUGCUCGCGGAGGAGCACGACGACGGCCUGAACCUCAAAGAAACUGAGCUCUGCCUCGGCCUCCCCGGCGGCGGCGGAGGAGGUGAGAGUACUGCUACUGACCCCAUCAAGAUCACCGGGAAAAGAGGCUUCUCUGAGACCGUUGAUCUGAAACUCAAACUUCAUCAGUCCAAUGAACCAGCUGCUUUGGAUCUGAAGGAGAACAUCAAGAAUUCUUCUCACGAGAACCCUAUGCUCCCUCCCAAGGAUCCCAUCAAGCCACCUGCCAAGGCACAAGUGGUGGGAUGGCCACCGGUCCGGUCGUUCCGGAAGAACGCAAUGUCUCAUCAAAAGAGCGACAAAGAGGAGGCGGCAUGCAGUGGCGGUGCAGCCUUUGUGAAGGUGUCGAUGGAUGGGGCGCCCUAUCUCCGUAAAGUCGACUUGAAAAUGUACAAGAGCUAUCAAGAACUCUCCGAUGCCUUAGUCAAAAUGUUCAGUGCUUUCACGAUGGCCGGUAAUUAUGGGAGCCAAGGAAUGAUAGACUUCAUGAAUGAGGGGAAAUUGAUGGACUUAUUGAACAGUUCUGAGUAUGUGCCCACUUAUGAAGAUAAGGAUGGGGACUGGAUGCUCGUGGGGGAUGUACCAUGGGAGAUGUUCGUCGAUUCGUGCAAGCGCCUCCGAAUUAUGAAAGGAUCUGAAGCAAUUGGUCUUGCACCAAGAGCCAUGGAGAAAUGCAAGAGCAGAUGCUGAUGAAACCAUGCAACUUUCUUUGAUGGAGGAAUUGUUCUUUGCUAUGUGCCAGUACUACUUUUAUUUUUAUUUUUUUAUUUUUUAUCUUUAAUUUUUAUUUUUAUUUUUGGGGUUUUUCAAUGACGUGUCUGUAUCUUAUAAGUGUAGACGUAUGUAUAGAUAUGAGAGAUCUGUUUUGGACAAGUUGGUAUUAAUUUGGACAAGAAGCAGACGCACUCGUCUGUAAUUGUCUGGCUUGUUAUAUUUAAUUUUCAUGCACUAAUUUGUGUUGUUCUCUGUGCUGUAACAGUUGUGCUUUGUCUCCUCUUUUUUGCUUAUUUAAAUGCAAAAAUCCCUGUCUGUCUUUGCAA